Molecule: messenger RNA, 1302 nt
Organism: Fonsecaea erecta
Lineage: Eukaryota; Fungi; Ascomycota; Eurotiomycetes; Chaetothyriales; Herpotrichiellaceae
Exons: 1
Coding region: 1-1302 (433 amino acids)
Biological process (GO): protein phosphorylation
Molecular function (GO): ATP binding; protein kinase activity
Source: RefSeq, a predicted model, not a curated record
AUGGCAAUUGCUCAACGACCCUCUCCGUUGAAUCGGACCACGAGCACGCCUCCCACCACUCCAAACACUCCAUCGAACACCGAAUCCAAGCUGCAACACACGUAUGCGAACAGCUCGAUCCUGACUCCGCCCACUUCCCCACGUCAAAGUCGGUCCUCCUCCAACAUCUCAGAACUUGCGACGCCGAUUUCUGCGCCUGUGACCCCAUCUCCUGCGGGUUCGACGUGGAAAUCGAAGGAAGCUAGGUUGGAUCCCAUCAAAACCGAUGCCGUCGGCCAGAGUAUAUCGCCCGAGACAAGUGUGCCGGAAUGUCCUUUCGAUGUUGAGAUCCUCAAGGACGAAUGUGGUCGAGACGCCGUCUUCGGGACCGGCGCCUGGAGCACGGUCUUCAAAGCCACCACCCACCCCAAACCAAGAACUGUCUCGGGUUCCUUGACGCCGCCGCUCUCCCCAGCAUUUGCCACUCCGGUUCUGGUAGCUGUCAAAAAACCCGCCCGCCGAGACGCCGUUUCAAUCCUGAAGAGCGAAGCCAACGUUCUCACCUACCUCCAUACCAUCCCCAACAGCGACAGCUAUGUGGUGCCUUUCUACGGCACCGUCGACCACACCUCGCUCGUUCUCGAGGCCAUUCCAUUCAGUCUCGGAGACCAUAUCCGACAAUGUGCUGCUGUCGCCGCCCAAAACGUGUCGACGUGGACCAUGACAGACCCGGUGCUCGGCAGCAGUGCAAAAUGGUUUCAUCUAGCACGGCAACUCAUUUCAGCCCUUGUGUGGCUCCACAAUGAUGCACGAGUCGUCCACGGCGACAUCAAACCCGGCAAUAUCCUCCUGACCCGUGUCCAAGGAUCAGGGACCGACAUUUCCUUUCAGCCUAUUUUCGCCGACUUUUCGUCUGCCCAACGGCUGGAUACCGAGGACACCACCACAAAUACGCUUUCGGCCAUCACGAGAGAAUAUACUGCCCCCGAGCUUCUCAACUCCAAAGUCCUUCGUGAUCCCACGUCGACGGCCACACCAGCGUCGGACGUCUUCUCCAUGGCAAUCACUUUACUGGUUGCGGCCACAGGGCAGAUGCUGGUGUACCCCGGCUCCGUAUUCCAGCGGCAGGCAAUGGCUACCCAAGGCUGGAUGGUGUUGAACUACGCCAGGAAUUCCGAACAAGGGUCAAGAGUACCCAGAUUCGGUCUCGUCGAGAGAGUCUUGGAAAGGGCGGUCCUGAAGGCCGACUUGGGACGAGUAAGCGCGCAAGAAUGGCUGGGGAUUGUCGAAACCAUUGCCCAAGGGGAUCCGGUGAAGCUAUGA